GUCCGCACCGGGGUUCGCGCCAAGGGCCGCCCGCGCCCGGGCACCGGGCCGCGACCGCCGCCCCCGCCGCCCAGCCUCACCGACAGCAGCUCCGAGGUGUCGGACUGCGCGUCGGAGGAGGCGCGCUUGCUGGGCCUGGAGCUGGCGCUGAGCAGCGACGCCGAGUCCGCGGCCGGGGGCCCGGCGGGGGCCCGCACCGGGCAGCCGCCCCAGCCCGCGCCGCCAGCACAGCAGCCCCCGCGGCCGCCCGCCUCCCCCGAUGAGCCGUCGGUGGCCGCGUCGUCGGUGGGCAGCAGCCGCCUGCCACUCAGUGCCUCGCUCGCCUUCUCCGACCUCACCGAGGAGAUGCUGGACUGUGGGCCCGGCGGCUUCGUGCGGGAGCUGGAGGAGCUACGCUCGGAGAACGACUAUCUCAAGGAUGAGAUCGAGGAGCUGCGCGCAGAGAUGCUGGAGAUGCGGGAUGUCUACAUGGAGGAGGAUGUGUACCAGUUGCAGGAGCUCCGGCAGCAGCUGGACCAGGCCAGCAAGACCUGCCGCAUCCUGCAGUACCGGCUGCGCAAGGCUGAGCGCCGCAGCCUCCGUGCCGCUCAGACAGGCCAGGUGGAUGGCGAGCUCAUCCGCGGGCUGGAGCAGGACGUCAAGGUCUCUAAGGACAUCUCUGUGCGGCUGCAUAAGGAGCUUGAGACAGUGGAGAAGAAACGGGCGCGGCUGGAGGAGGAGAACGAGGAGCUUCGGCAGCGGCUCAUCGAGACCGAGCUGGCCAAGCAGGUGCUGCAGACGGAGCUGGAACGGCCGAGAGAGCACAGUCUGCCCCGACGCGGGGCUCGAACUCACGGAGCGCGAGAUCGUGACCUGGCUGAAGAGGACAGUGCGGACCUGAAGUGCCAGCUGCACUUUGCAAAGGAGGAGUCAGCCCUCAUGUGCAAGAAGCUCACCAAGCUAGCCAAGGAGAACGACAGCAUGAAGGAGGAGCUCCUCAAAUACCGCUCGCUCUACGGUGAUCUGGACAGUGCCCUGUCUGCCGAGGAGCUGGCCGAUGCGCCCCACUCUCGGGAGACCGAGCUGAAGGUGCACCUGAAGCUGGUGGAGGAGGAAGCCAACCUGCUGAGCCGCCGCAUCGUGGAGCUGGAGGUGGAAAACCGAGGCCUGCGGGCGGAGAUGGACGACAUGAAGGACCACGGCGGCGGCUGCGGAGGCUCAGAGGCGCGCCUGGCCUUCUCGGCGCUGGGCGGCGGCGAGUGCGGGGAAAGCCUGGCGGAGCUGCGGCGACACCUGCAGUUUGUGGAGGAGGAGGCGGAGCUGCUCCGACGCUCCUCAGCUGAGCUGGAGGACCAGAACAAGCUGCUGCUGGCCGAGCUGGCCAAGUACCGCUCAGAGCACGAGCUGGAUGUGACGCUGUCGGAGGACAGCUGCUCCGUGCUCAGUGAGCCCUCGCAGGAGGAGCUGGCGGCUGCCAAGCUGCAGAUCGGUGAGCUCAGCGGCAAGGUCAAGAAGCUACAGUAUGAGAACCGGGUGCUGCUCUCCAACCUCCAGCGCUGUGACCUUGCCUCCUGCCAGAGCACACGGCCAAUGCUGGAGACGGACGCCGAGGCCGGGGACUCUGCCCAAUGUGUGCCCGCUGCUCUUGGCGAGGCCCACGGCCCCCAUGCUGCCCGGUUCUGCAGAGCCAGGGAGGCCGAGGUGCUGCCUGGGCUGAGGGAGCAGGCCGCCCUGGUCAGCAAGGCCAUCGAUGUCCUGGUGGCCGAUGCCAAUGGCUUCUCGGCCGGCCUCCGCCUGUAUCUGGACAACGAGUGCACCGACUUUCGGCUGCACGAGGCCCCCGACAACAGCGAGGGUCCCAGGGACACCAAACUCAUCCAUGCCAUCCUGGUGCGGCUGACCAUGCUCCAGCAGGAGCUCAAUGCCUUCACCCGGAAGGCGGACACUGUCCUCGGGAGCUCUGCCAAGGAGCAACCGGAACCCUUCUCGUCGCUGCCUGCCUUGGGUUCCCAGGGGUCCUCCAAGGAGAUUCUUUUGGCCAAAGACCUUGGCUCAGACUUCCAGAUCAAGGAGCUGCAGCUGGUGUUGGCUGAGGCCCAUGACAGCCUCCGGGGCCUGCAAGAGCAGCUCUCCCAGGAGCGGCAGCUACGGAAGGAGGAGGCCGACAACUUCAACCAGAAAAUGGUCCAGCUGAAGGAGGACCAGCAGAGGGCACUCCUGAGGCGGGAGUUCGAGCUGCAGAGUCUGAGCCUCCAGCGGAGGCUGGAGCAGAAAUUCUGGAGCCAGGAGAAGAACAUGCUGGUGCAGGAGUCCCAACAAUUCAAGCACAACUUUCUGCUGCUCUUCAUGAAGCUCAGGUGGUUCCUGAAGCGUUGGCGGCAGGGCAAGAUUUUACCCAGUGAGGGGGAUGACUUCCUUGAGGUAAAUAGCAUGAAGGAGCUGUACCUGCUAAUGGAGGAAGAAGAAUUAAAUGCCCAGCAUUCAGAUAACAAGACCUGUACAGGGGACAGCUGGACCCAAAACACGCCCAAUGAGUAUAUCAAGACACUGGCUGACAUGAAGGUGACGCUGAAGGAGCUGUGCUGGCUACUUCGGGAUGAACGCCGUGGUCUGACUGAACUUCAGCAACAGUUUGCCAAGGCCAAGGCCACCUGGGAGACAGAGCGGGCAGAGUUGAAGAGCCAUACUGCCCAGAUGGAGCUGAAGGCUGGCAAGGGGGCUGGGGAGCGGGCAGGGCCCGACUGGAAGGCAGCCCUACAGAGGGAGCGCGAGGAGCAGCAGCACCUGCUGGCGGAGUCCUACAGCGCUGUCAUGGAGCUGACGAGGCAGCUGCAGAUCAGCGAGCGCAACUGGAGCCAGGAGAAGCUGCAGCUGGUGGAGCGGCUUCAGGGUGAGAAGCAGCAGGUGGAGCAGCAGGUAAAGGAGCUGCAGAACCGCCUGAGCCAGCUACAGAAGGCUGCUGACCCCUGGGUCCUGAAGCACUCAGACCUGGAGAAGCAGGACAACAGCUGGAAAGAGACGCGGAGUGAGAAGAUCCUCGACAAGGAGGGGGUUUCUGAAGCUGAGCUUGGGGGAACCGCCUUAAAAAGGACCAAAUCUGUUUCGUCCAUGUCUGAGUUCGAAAGUUUGCUCGACUGUUCCCCCUACCUUGCUGGUGAAGCUGCCCGAGGCAAGAAGCUGCCCAACAACCCUGCCUUUGCCUUUGUGGGCACCCAGCCGGUGGACUCAGAGAAGGAUGCCCAGGAACAGCCAGGGCUCUCGCCGCGGGACUGCAACCGCCUGGGCUCCCUGGGCUGCCAGGAGCCGGCAGGGAGGCAGAUGCAGCGAAGCUACACGGCUCCUGAUAAGACGGGUAUCCGCGUGUACUACAGUCCCCCAGUGGCCCGGCGCCUGGGUGUCCCCGUGGUCCACGACAGGGAGGGCAAGAUCAUCAUCGAGCCCGGCUUCCUCUUCACCACCGCCAAACCCAAAGAGUCAGCCGAGGCUGACAGGCUAGCUGAGAGCUCCUACAGCCGGUGGCUCUGCAACUUCUCACGGCAGCGCUUGGACGCAGGCUCGGGGGGCAGCCCCUCUGCGGCAGGGCCCGGCUUCCCGGCAGCCCUGCAUGACUUUGAGAUGUCUGGCAACAUGAGCGACGACAUGAAGGAGAUCACCAACUGCGUGCGCCAGGCCAUGCGCUCAGGCUCGCUGGAGAAGAAAGUGAAGAGCACGUCCAGCCAGACAGUGGGCCUGGCCAGUGUGGGCACACAGACCAUCCGCACGGUCAGCGUGGGCCUGCAGACGGACCCACCCCGCAGCAGUCUCCACGGCAAGAGCUGGUCACCACGCAGUUCAUCACUCGUGUCGGUGCGCAGCAAGCAGAUCUCCUCCUCCCUGGACAAGGUGCACUCGCGCAUCGAGCGGCCGUGCUGCUCGCCCAAGUAUGGCUCGCCAAAGCUCCAGAGGCGGUCCGUGUCCAAGCUGGACAGCGCCAAGGACCGCAGCCUGUGGAACCUGCACCAAGGCAAGCAGAAUGGCUCCGCUUGGGCCCGCUCCACCACCACCCGGGACAGCCCUGUAUUGAGGAACAUCAAUGACGGGCUGUCCAGCCUCUUCAGUGUUGUGGAGCACUCGGGGAGCACGGAGUCUGUCUGGAAACUGGGCAUGUCCGAGGCCCGGGCCAAGCCUGAGCCUCUGAAGUAUGGCAUCGUGCAGGAGUUCUUCCGCAACGUGUGUGGCCGGGCACCAAGCCCCACCUCGGCGGCAGGGGAGGAGAGCACCAAGAAACCGGAGCCCCUCUCCCCAGCCAGCUACCAUCAGCCAGAGGGCAUGGCCAGGAUCCUGAACAAGAAGGCAGCCAAGUCAGGCAGCAGCGAGGAGGCCAGACUCUCGGUGCUCCCCCAGGUGGGGAAGGAUGGUGUCCCCCGGGAUGGAGAUGGAGCCACAGUCCUUCCCAAUGAGGAUGCUGUUUGUGACUGCAGUACUCAGUCUCUCACUUCCUGCUUCGCCCGGCCGUCCCGCGCUGCCAUCCGCCACUCUCCUUCCAAGUGCAGGCUGCAUCCUUCAGAGUCCGGCUGGGGUGGGGAGGAGAGGGCAGCUCCCCCCAGCGAGUGA
Messenger RNA from Puma concolor (puma), 4572 nucleotides. NCBI's taxonomy places the organism in Eukaryota, Metazoa, Chordata, Mammalia, Carnivora, Felidae. The record is from RefSeq and is a predicted model, not a curated record.